AUGCUGAUGAACGCCUCUUUUUCCAGCUUCAAGACAAAGCAGAGCCUGACAGUGGUCUUUUUGGCUUUGAAUACUGUGGUGUGGCAAUUGACUACCCCGAAAGAGGAGUUGCCAAAAGGCAGGAGUAAAUGGCACAAAAGUUUCUAUACUUUGGCUUGGAUUGUGUUAAUAACCUCUAGUAUCUCAUCAGUCGUUGUACCCUUGAUGAGCGAUAAAGUGCGUUUACACAUCCUUUCAGUGUUAAAAGUUAACGCUAAUGAUCUCGUUGGUCAGAGCGAAGAUCAAGAUCAAAACGGUGUCCUCACAUCGUUGGAAGCGAUUAAAACAGAGAUUAAAAACAUGAAGACUUCAACUGAGGAAGCCACCAAGGCAUUCAAGAAAUUGGCUGAACUGUUAGUGCAAGAAGAAUUAAGCAGACAACAGAAAUUGGAAGAAAUAAUCAAAGCUUUUAAAUAA
Molecule: messenger RNA, 456 nt
Organism: Kwoniella mangroviensis CBS 8507
Lineage: Eukaryota; Fungi; Basidiomycota; Tremellomycetes; Tremellales; Cryptococcaceae
Exons: 1
Coding region: 1-456 (151 amino acids)
Source: RefSeq, a predicted model, not a curated record